AUGAGAUUCCUCACUUGUUCAAUGAUUUAUCUUUUUCUGUUUCUGCAACUACAAACACUCUUUGUUUCACCUCAGAACAUCAUAAAUGGAUCUAUUCCUGUAGGAGAAUCUCUCACAGCUUCAGAGUCCCAACAAUUCUCUAGCUCAUGGCGUUCCCCUUCCGGUGACUUUGCUUUCGGGUUCCGCAAGAUUCAACCAAACGAUGGUUUCACUCUCUCCAUAUGGUUCGACAAGAUUCCCGACAAAACCAUCGUCUGGCAUGCACAAGCUGUCAAUACAACAACCGGCCUAGUACCUGCUGGUUCGAAGGUUACAUUAACCGCAGAUCGUGGUUUGGUUCUUUCUGACCCUCGAGGUCAACAGCUCUGGUAUUCUGCAUUUGCUCCGAGUAAUGGCUCUGUUUCUCAAGGGCGCAUAAAUGACGCUGGAAACUUCGGUUUGUUAAGCGAGAGGACUGAAGAUUCCGGCGAGUUUUUGUGGUCUAGCUUCGCAAAUCCCACGGAUACUCUGCUACCUACUCAGGUAGUCUUUGCUUUGCGAUCUCAGAUAUUCACAUCUAGCUGAAUCAAGAUAGCAUCUUAUUU
Messenger RNA from Eruca vesicaria subsp. sativa (arugula), 584 nucleotides. The record is from the annotation of a GenBank genome assembly. NCBI's taxonomy places the organism in Eukaryota, Viridiplantae, Streptophyta, Magnoliopsida, Brassicales, Brassicaceae.